Messenger RNA from Hyaloscypha bicolor E, 1597 nucleotides. RefSeq lists its product as uncharacterized. Bases 375 to 1403 code for a protein of 342 amino acids. The record is from RefSeq and is a predicted model, not a curated record. Gene Ontology annotation, molecular function: protein binding. Lineage: Eukaryota; Fungi; Ascomycota; Leotiomycetes; Helotiales; Hyaloscyphaceae. The transcript has 2 exons.
CUCCUAAUAUGAAAUUUCUGAUAUCUACAGUCAACCGUACCGGCCCUGGGACGGAGUCGAAAAUGUCCCAUACACGCCAACAGGGGAGCCCCUGAACAAACGUGGGGCAGGUUACUGUGCCUAUGGUUCCGUCCUAUUUCCCACGUGGCACCGCGUUUAUCUUGCACAAUUCGAGCAAGCCUUGUACUUACACGCAGCGGAGAUUGCUAAAGUGUUAGGCCAGGAGCAUACCGUUCUGCCAAAAUUCCGUAUCCCGUAUUUUCACUCUUUGCUGCCCCGUGAAAAGUUGGUCGACCAAGAGCAGCACACGUACGGGAUCCCAGUCGUCCUCAUGACUCAAUGUUCGGCGUCCUGGAAAGACGGACUAUGAACCGAUGGACAAUCCCCUCUACCAGUUCGAAUUUCCUAACGACCCCAAGGGAGGCUUCCAUUGGGACCAGAUCCGGAGUAUGCAAUGUAACUCGGGCUUUUCUUUAAGCCGACGGCCCGCUCCAGCAAGACUCCCUGUUUAUGCAAGAAGGUCUAAAUGUUGCCUGGUUUACAUGCACCUUUACCGAACAUCCACUAAGCUACUCAGAAUGCUACUUUCUCGCCCUUUCAAAUUCCUCAUUGGACCGGAUGAAAUUGAGAUUGCAGUACAUGAAGAAGCAAUCGCAAAUCAGUCCGCUGCGUUGAAUAUAUUGAUGCGAGGGAAGAUGUCAGAAAGCAUGAACGGUCUGGCUUCUUGGAAAGACGUCGACGAAAAAACUUUCGUUCGAUUCGCACAAUUUGCCUACACGGGAGACUAUUCGGUGCCACAGAUGGUUGUGAUCAAUCAAGCUGUCAACAAUCAAAGGGAGGAGGUACCUGUAGACAUUCAGCCAGGCGCCCAGGAUAUCGAAUUUGAUUGGGGCUCUUCGUCUACCAAGAAGACUGUCAAGAAGAAAGGAUUCAAGCAUGAUCUGACUCCACAAGAGACAACGUAUACGCCCUUCAAGUCUCUCACAUAUCCUCUCCUCCAACCUCGAUCCAAGUUUGCAGAUUCCUGCCAUCCUGUAAUGAUCAAAGGAUCCCGAUACCACAUCUUCGAGUCCCUGCUCAGUCACACGUCACUCUAUGUCCUAGCCGACAAAUGGGGCGUAGAAAGCUUGAAAGUCCUGACGCUUUACAAACUACACGAGAACCUCAAUAUGCUUAAACUUGAUGUGGAAGAGGUUCCUGACAUCGUUGAGCUUGCGCGCUACGGAUACUCCGAGACUCCCCAUCUGGAAACUGGAAUCGAUGACCUGAGGAAACUGAUUUGCCGAUAUAUUGCUGCCAAUGUGGACGCGAUGUCGAAAAGCAAAGCAUUUACGGAUCUGAUUGAAGAGGGAGGCGCAUUUGUGCCGGAUCUUUUCAAGCAUAUGCUGCCGAGGAUUAGAUAACUCGCUGGAGCUGGACUUGGUUAGUGUGUUCACUUCUCUGAGAAGGUGACAUGGGUAUGGAAAGGCGAGGACAACGUCCGAUCCCUUAGCGAGCAUGUUCUUGGGAUCAAGUAAGGAAGGUCGUACUAUCAAAAUUCUACCUCAUAGGGGCACACUCGUUCUUUUCCUUCUAGUGAGAGCCACAUAUCAUGUCA